Pristis pectinata (smalltooth sawfish) is the source of this 1110-nucleotide messenger RNA. RefSeq names its product beta-1,4 N-acetylgalactosaminyltransferase 2-like. The record is from RefSeq and is a predicted model, not a curated record. Gene Ontology annotation, biological process: UDP-N-acetylgalactosamine metabolic process; UDP-N-acetylglucosamine metabolic process. NCBI's taxonomy places the organism in Eukaryota, Metazoa, Chordata, Chondrichthyes, Rhinopristiformes, Pristidae. Bases 1 to 1110 code for a protein of 369 amino acids. The transcript has 7 exons.
AUGAUCCUGAACCAGGUCAAACUGAAGGCUACUCAAGGAAUAUUGAAUACAAUUGUUGAAACUUCUGAUGGUGUGUUAAAUGGAUUAGGUGAAAAAGAAUUGACAAUAACAAGCUCAAGUUUGGAAAUCGUCAAUAAUAUCCUCAAACAUGUUACUUAUACAAGCACAAAGUACCAAAUUGACGCUGCUGAUUUAGAGCAUAUUGAUGUACUUUCAGUCAUCAUCAAGCAACCCCCAAAGCCACGGUUCUAUGACCCUGGACCAGACAGUAGCAUUAACUCCUUGGUGACAAUAGUGACAAAGACAUUCAUAAGAUAUCGUAAGCUUCGGAUCUUAAUAAGUAGCAUUUGGAAUUUUUACCCAAACAUUACAAUAGUCAUUGCAAAUGGUAAUGAAACUCCUGAAAAAAUUGAAGGACCACACAUCGAGCAAUACAUAAUGCCAUUUGCAAAAGGAUGGUUUGCUGGAAGAAAUUUGGCAGCAUCUCAGGUUACAACUAAAUACCUUCUUUGGGUGGAUGAGGAUUUUGAAUUUACCGAAGAAAUGAAACUAGAAAAGCUUGUAAAUGUAUUAGAAAACACAGACUUGGAUCUGGUCAGUGCCUCUGUGAGUGGGAGUCAAUUCCAGUUCAAGAUGUGGUAUGAGAAAGGAAAUAAUGAUGGGGACUGCUUGUUUUCCCAGUCUGGUAGUCUUCACCCAUUGGAUGGGUUUCCAAAUUGUGUGGUUACCAGUCUUGUGGUGAACUUUUUUCUGGCCAAGACAGAGAAAGUGUGGCGUGUUGGGUUUGAUCCUUGGUUGGCAAGGGUAAUUCACCCAGAGUUUUUCAUUGAUGGCCUUGGUAGUUUGCUCAUGGAAUCAUGCAACGAUGUCAACAUUGGUCAUCAGAAAAAGGAUAAACCAAUACAGGAAUCUCUAAAGGCAGUUGAAAUGAAAUAUACCACUUUUAGGCGUGCAACAAAACAUCAAUUCCUAUCCCGCUUUGCUUUAAUCCACUUCAAAAAUUGGCUUAAAUGUAACACUCAGUACAAACACCGAGGGCCUGAUUGCCAUUGCAUUCAACAUUUUACACACUCCACCUUUUGUUUACAAUUAAUAUUGCUUGAACUAUGA